This is a messenger RNA of Dibothriocephalus latus, 267 nucleotides long. The record is from the annotation of a GenBank genome assembly. NCBI's taxonomy places the organism in Eukaryota, Metazoa, Platyhelminthes, Cestoda, Diphyllobothriidea, Diphyllobothriidae.
AUGUUCGUGGAAUUGUGCGAUAGGUUGGAGACCAUCAUGAACUCCUCGGACAUCAACGAGGCUGUGGAGCACGAACUCGAGCGCUAUCGCAUUCGCAUGCCGCCACCUCCCGCACCGGCACCACCGCCACCCUCCUCGCUGUCAGUCGUUCAAUCUCAACCUCCCGUAGACCGUCGGAGUAGCAGUUGUGAAAAUCUUUUUGGCGCUGUCCGUGAGUGUCUGCGAGCUCACUGUCAUCAGAGAACAGUUAGCGCUACUAUAGCGUGA